AGGGAGUCUGCCGUCGAUGUUAGUUGGUCCCUUCGCUGCUAACCGUAACGACUCUGAGGUGUGAGUCCUUUCUGUCCUUCCCCCAUCGCUCAUCCGCCCACCCCGGUUCUGCUAUGAAGCACUAAAAUCAUGGUGAAAUGUUGCUCGGCCAUUGGAUGUGCUUCUCGCUGUUUGCCAAAUUCCAAGUUAAAGGGAUUGACAUUUCACGUGUUCCCCACAGAUGAGACUAUCAAAAGAAAAUGGGUAUUAGCAAUGAAAAGACUUGAUGUGAAUGCUGCAGGCAUUUGGGAACCUAAAAGAGGAGAUGUGUUAUGUUCAAGGCACUUUAAGAAGACAGACUUUGACAGAAGUGCUCCGAAUAUUAAAUUAAAACCUGGAGUCAUACCUUCUGUCUUUGAUGUCCCAUCUCACUUACAGGAAAAAAGAGAAAAGCUCCAUUAUAGAAAAAACUUCACCUUCAAAGCCAUCCCAGUGACAAACCACCAGCUUGUUGGUGCUUCCACCUAUAGUGAAGAAUUUCAGUCUCAGUUCAUUUUUGAACAUAGCUACAGUGUAAUGGACAGUCCAAAGAAACUUAAGCAUAAAUUAGAUCAUGUGAUCAGCGAGCUAGAGGAUACCAAGCAAAGUCUGCGGAAUGUCUUAGACCGAGAAAAACGUUUCCAAAAGUCAUUGAGGAAGACAAUCAGGGACUUAAAGGAUGAAUGUCUCAUCAGCCAAGAAACAGCAAAUAGGUUGGAAGCUUUCUGUUGGGAAUGUUGUCAGGAGAGCAUAGAAGGAGACUAUAUUUCGUGAAUUUUUAUGUUCUACUUAAAAUUGACAAUGGCACAACAUUUUAGAAAAUAAUUCUCGUUCACCAUCAUUAAAUAAUAUCCACCAUUUAGAGAGUUUCUUUGGAUUCUCGCAGUAUUAUGCAUUAUAGAUUGUUAUCCAAAGAUUUUUGAAGCAUGCAAAAAUUUGUGCUAGUUAUCAUGUUUUUGUAUGACUUGUACCAAUUAUGUUUUUAUAGACUUAACUAUAAGUUAGUGACAGGUCACUAUUUUAAGGUGUUAAGAGCUCAAGAAAACGCCACAGGAGUAAGUAAAUAGUAUCAGAUCAGCCACAUAAGCUAUAAUAAUAAGAGCCGGACACCUGCAGCAUCACAUUUUUCACUUCUAAGGAGUACAUUAUUUUUGUGGGCUUUAUGGUAAGUAUGUUGAAUUGUAACUUAAUUGUAUUUUACUGUUAGAAUUCAUUUGUAAUACAUGUUUGGCUUGCAUCCAAUUAAAAAUGCUUUGUUACCAAAAAUACCAAAGUGCCUUUAUAGAAGGCACGACUAAAAUUGAGAACAGCAUAUGAUAUGAUAUG
This is a messenger RNA of Suncus etruscus (white-toothed pygmy shrew), 1344 nucleotides long. RefSeq names its product THAP domain containing 6 (gene THAP6). Lineage: Eukaryota; Metazoa; Chordata; Mammalia; Eulipotyphla; Soricidae. The record is from RefSeq and is a predicted model, not a curated record. Bases 130 to 792 code for a protein of 220 amino acids. The transcript is spliced from 5 exons.